AUGAGGUAUUAUUAUUAUUAUAUUAAAUCAUCAUAGAUCCUAACAAAUUAUUUAAUAGGAUUUAGCUAUUACUCCACAUAAUCCUAUCACAGAAUUAUCAAAACUCCUCUUUUUAAUAAUAAUUACAAAUGUACAUUUACUAAUUUAUUUAACUCAUUUGGUGUUUUAAUGCACCAUAAUGCAAUUAAUAAUAUAUUAUUACUGUUUUGAUGCUAUGGUGAUGAUAUUUCUUAUGAUUAUGAAAAUAAAGUAAAUUUUAACCAUUAACUUUAGAUUUAAAAUAGAUGUAGGAAAUUCAACAUUUGAUAUUCUUUUUUCAACUAUUAUUCAAACUAUAAUUCUUAUUCAUUUUAGAUUUAAAGAAUUAGAAAUCCAAUUUCUAGGGUAUGUUGUAUUAGCCUACUACUUAUUAAGAUUUUUUGUUAUGGUGUUUCAAAAAAUUAUACUUAAUGUUUCUAUGAAUCGUUUUAUUAUUGUAUAUAUUUAAUUUAAAAAUAGUAUAUUCAAGGAUUUAAAGUAUUAUUUGCACUAUAAUUAAUGUUAGUUACUAUUAAAUGGAAGAAUAUGGUUGAUUGGAAUUGGUUUGUAAUAUUUAGUGUGAUUUGGAGUUUACUGGUUAUAUUUUUUAUUUUCCAUCUCAUUCUAAUUCUUUCAAUAAUUGAAUUAGCACAUGAUUAUUAAAUAUAGAAAGCCACGAAAUCUUAACUUAUUGGAGGUGUAUGGUUGAUUUUAUAUUUUUGUGGUUUUAGUGGAAUUCCCUCAUGGUUUUGUUACAUAAUUUGUAAAAAUUAAGAAAUAGUUGAUUAUCCAACAAAAUAAGCUAGUCUUAUACUUAGCAUUUUAAUUAUUGUAUAAACUUUUUUAGUUUUUAUACUCUCUAUAGUUUUUAGACAUCAUAUUAAGUAUAAAGUUAUAAUAAAAUUUAGAAUUUACAUUCAGGAUAUUGGUUUUGAAGAAGAUAUUCAAUAAUAAAAUAUUAAGGAAUCAAAAUAAUAAUCAAAUAUAAUAUCAAAACCUACUUUACCAUAAAAAUUAUUCUAAGUAUCUACAACCUAUUUUGAAUAUUUCAAAUAAGCUUCUUAACAUCCCUAAUAAAAUUAAAACAUUACAAAUAGUAUCAUAAAUUAAAGAGUUAAAUUGAAAGCUUUUGAAUUUGUUAUGAGAAGUGGUGAUUAAAUGCAUUCUCCUGAAAAAGAGUCAAACUAAGUGUAAAAUGAAUAGAAAUGUUAAGUUUGUUUUAAUUAAGAAUCAUAAAUAGUUAUGCUUCCUUGUAGACAUGGAGGAAUUUGUAAUGAUUGUUUAAGAUAAUGGUUAUAAAAGUCACCAAACUGCUAUAUUUGUCGUUAAGUAUUUUAAUUUAAAUAAUAAUUAAGAAAAUCAAUUAAAUAUGCAAGGUUCAUAAAGAUGAAUCUGGAAACUUUACUAUUAAAGAUAUUAUUACAGUCUGUUAAAAGUGA
Molecule: messenger RNA, 1457 nt
Organism: Paramecium pentaurelia
Lineage: Eukaryota; Ciliophora; Oligohymenophorea; Peniculida; Parameciidae
Source: the annotation of a GenBank genome assembly